Molecule: messenger RNA, 2005 nt
Organism: Solanum pennellii
Lineage: Eukaryota; Viridiplantae; Streptophyta; Magnoliopsida; Solanales; Solanaceae
Product: pollen-specific leucine-rich repeat extensin-like protein 3
Exons: 1
Coding region: 64-1836 (590 amino acids)
Molecular function (GO): protein binding
Source: RefSeq, a predicted model, not a curated record
UUGCUUUGAAAAAUAUAUUGCAAUAAGCAGCCUUGGGCCUUACCCACAGGUGGACUUACAAACAUGGUGGCCUUGGGUUGCUUUCUCUUUUUCCUUGUAUCUUUCUGUUCUUUUUCUCCAUCCUAUUUUGCAUUAUCUGAUAUCGAAGCUGCUUCUAUUGCCCGUCGCCAACUUUUAAGUAACAAUGGCCAGCUUUCAAAUACAUACGAGUCUGAAAUGACCAUUAACAUGAAAUUCGAAAAUGCCAGGUUGAAGAAAGCUUAUGUUGCUCUUCAGGCAUGGAAGAAAUCUAUUUACUCUGAUCCAACAAACUUCACAGCUAAUUGGGAGGGUAGCAAUGUAUGUGCCUAUAACGGUGUCUUUUGUGACAAUGCUCUUGAUGAUCCCAACAUCUCUGUUGUUGCUGGGAUUGAUCUUAACCACGCAGACAUAGCUGGACAUCUCCCUGUGGAGCUUGGCCUCUUGGCUGAUGUGAGUCUCAUCCACAUUAAUUCUAACAGAUUUUGUGGAAUCAUUCCCAAGAGCAUUACAAAUCUUACCCUUUUGGAUGAGAUUGAUUUCAGCAACAAUCGUUUCGUGGGGCCAUUCCCUGAUGUUGUGCUUGAGUUGCCUAAACUCAACUAUCUUGAUCUUAGGUUCAACGACUUUGAAGGUCAAGUACCUUCCUCCCUAUUUGAGAAGAAUCUUGAUGCAAUAUUGAUCAACAAUAACCGAUUCCAUUCCACCAUCCCUGAAAGCUUGGGCAAUUCCAAUGCUUCCGUGGUGGUAUUGGCAAAUAACAAGUUCUAUGGUUGCAUCCCGAGCAGUAUAGGUAAAAUGGGCAACUCAUUAGAUGAGCUUGUAUUCAGAAACAACGAGCUCUCUGGUUGUUUGCCUGAAGAGAUUACUAAGCUCACGAGCCUAACACUGCUCGAUAUUAGUGGAAAUAAGUUUGUUGGAUCGUUGCCUCAGGAUUUGAAAUCGAUGCAGAAAGUUGAAAUCUUUGACAUUGCAUCGAACAAGUUGAUGGGAAAUGUUCCAAAGAACCUUUGCACGUUGCCUAGUUUGAAGAAUUUCACAUUCUCAAAGAACUACUUUGAGAGCAUGGAUGAAACAUGUAGGCCAUCAGAGUCGAAGCAAGUUAAGAUAGAUGGUAAUGAGAACUGUUUGAGAGGAAGAUCAGAGCAGAGGACGGAGAAAGAGUGUUUCCCAGUAGUGAGCAAGCCUGUUGAUUGCAGUAAAGGUCAUUGCGGAGUUUCAAGGGAAGGGCAGAGUCCAAAAGAUCCACCUAAAACCGUGACUCCUUCAAAACCAUCAACACCAACCACUCCAAAACCAAAGCCAUCUCCACCACCACCAGUGGCCUCACCUCCUCCACCACCAAAAACCUUGCCUCCACCACCACCAAAAACCUCGCCUCCACCUCCUGUCCACUCACCACCACCACCGGUAGCAUCACCUCCCCCUCCCGUCCACUCACCACCACCACCAGUAGCAUCACCUCCACCUCCUGUCCACUCACCACCACCACCGGUAGCAUCACCUCCACCUCCAGUCCACUCACCACCACCACCGGUAGCAUCACCUCCACCUCCAGUCCACUCACCACCACCACCAGUCCAUUCACCACCACCACCAGUCCACUCACCACCACCGCCAGUCCACUCACCUCCACCACCAGUUCACUCACCUCCACCUGCUCCGGUAUUCUCUCCUCCACCGCCAGUCCACUCUCCACCACCACCACCAGCUCCGGUAAUGUCUCCACCUCCACCCACUUUUGAGGAUGUCGCUCUUCCCCCAACAUUGGGCUCGCUAUACGCCUCACCACCACCACCAAUUUUCCAAGGUUAUUAAGAGGAUCGCCAUUCUGAUUUCAAUGGCACAAAAACUACAUAACAAAUGUGUACCAAUCAAUCUGUAAACACACAUAUCAAUUGAAAAAAAAACAUUUACAUUAUCAAUUGUACACUGAAAAAUUGGAAAUUUGCUAUUAGAUGGUGCUGAUCAUUCUACAGUUUCAACA